AUGGCACGAAACCUGGUGAAGUUCAAUCAGAUCUCAAAAAUUUCGUUCCCAUUUCAAUGUUCGAUUUUGACAAAUAUGCCCUACAUUCCUGUGAUUCAUUUCGAAGGAGCAAUGGGUUCUCAAGCAUCGUCAAGUGAAAUGACUCGUGUUCGGUGGAGGGAACGUAAUUGGAGUGUUGAUCCUGUGCUGAAAAAUGCAUUUAAUGACAUCAUGAAAGGAAGUCGUUCGUUUACUGCAGUUGAUGCGCAAAGAGCCAUAAGACAUUUUAAUGAUCUCACGACGAAAGGAAAAGUGCCCGAUUAUAUGGCUGUCAAGAUGGCAUCAGUUGCAAUAACUCAUCUUGGUUGGGAAGAAGGCGAAAAAAUUCUAGAAAUGCAUUACAUGUCCCAUGGUGCAGAAUUAAGAUUUGCUGGAGAAGCCUCAAUAAUGAAUGAACAGGUGGAAGGAGCUGUACGUCGGAUUUUUGAUAAUAUGGAUGAAGAUGCAUAUAAAGUGGCCCAUCAGUUCUACUGUCGCCUUAUUGAUUUGAAGUUUUGUAAAGUGAAAGACAAUGUUUUCCGAAUCUUCAUACAAGAUUUACUCAAAAAGUGA
Molecule: messenger RNA, 591 nt
Organism: Cercopithifilaria johnstoni
Lineage: Eukaryota; Metazoa; Nematoda; Chromadorea; Rhabditida; Onchocercidae
Source: the annotation of a GenBank genome assembly